AUGGCCUGCUUUGAAUGUAUUGAGUUGAUCUUAAGCACAGAAAUCGUCGAAGCAGAUCUUGCUUCGAAGAGUCUUGUCAGUAGCGAUGGAAAAAUCUUCAGAUAGCAAACUUUGAUAGUUGCAACUGGCUCUACCUGUGUAAGAAUUUCAGCAUUUGGUGUCCAAGAUGCAAAUGCUAAGAAUAUAUUAUACCCAAGAGAUAUCAAGGAUGUUGAUCAGCUCGCGUUGACUAUGGAGACAAAGAAGAAGAGAAAAGUCGUGGUUAUUGGCGGCGGAUACACUCAAGAAAAAUGUGUCAAAAAUACCCUAAAAUAUUUUCCCGUUUUCCACUCUCGAGCCUUUGAUCUCUCGUGGCAAUUCUAUGGAGACAACAGUCUGAAAUCUACAAAGCCAAAGUUUGGGACUUAUUGGCUAAAAAGGGGAAAAGUGAUGCGAGCAUUUCUAGGAGGAGGAGUUGUGCAUGAAGAGAACAAGGUCAUUGCUAGAGUUGCACGAACACAACCUUCAGUUGGUAGCCUUGAGGUGUUGUCCAAUGUUGAUGAGUUGCUAUUUAAUAUUGGAUCAAGGGUAAAUAGAAAUAGGGUUGUGGUUUCCUCCCGGAUUCAAUAUAUGUUGUGCAAAAGUAUUCUCAAUAUAUAUCUCUAG
Eutrema salsugineum is the source of this 645-nucleotide messenger RNA. RefSeq names its product monodehydroascorbate reductase 2. Gene Ontology annotation, molecular function: oxidoreductase activity, acting on NAD(P)H; flavin adenine dinucleotide binding. NCBI's taxonomy places the organism in Eukaryota, Viridiplantae, Streptophyta, Magnoliopsida, Brassicales, Brassicaceae. Gene Ontology annotation, cellular component: cytoplasm. The record is from RefSeq and is a predicted model, not a curated record.